GAAGUGUGUGAGUAGAGAGAGCUCAUCAUCAACGACUUUUUCCAAGGUCGAGGACGCCACCUUGGACCAGCCCACCUCUACAAAACCAUCGUCUGUUUUCUCACUUGCUCAGUCUCCCUUUCUGGUUGUUGCUCUCUCUUGCUCUGUUUCAGAUUCUGCGAUUUGGGUUUUGCGAUUCGUGUGAGAUCGCGAAAUGGGUAGCUUUGGGGCGAUGCUGAAACACCCAGAUGACAUAUACCCUCUUUUGAAGUUGAAAAUGGCGGCGAGGAAUCUGGAGAAGCAGAUCCCUCCGCAGCCUCAUUGGGCUUUCUGCUACACCAUGCUUCACAAAGUCUCUCGCAGCUUCGCUCUCGUUAUUCAGCAGCUCGGCCCUGAGCUCCGCAAUGCUGUUUGUAUUUUUUAUCUGGUUCUUCGAGCUCUAGACACUGUUGAGGAUGAUACAGCGGUAGAGACAGAUGUCAAACUUCCUAUCCUGAUUGCUUUCCAUCGUCACAUAUAUGAUCCCAAGUGGCAUUUUGCAUGUGGUACGAAGGAGUACAAAGUUCUCAUGGACGAGUUUCAUCAUGUUGCAACUGCUUUUCUGGAACUUGGGAAGGGUUAUCAGGAGGCAAUUGAGGAUAUUACCAAAAGAAUGGGGGCAGGGAUGGCCAAGUUUAUCUGCAAGGAGGUAGAAACAGUUGAGGACUAUGAUGAGUACUGCCACUAUGUGGCAGGACUUGUUGGUUUAGGUUUGUCCAAGCUUUUCCAUGCUGCUGAGUUGGAAGAUUUGGCUACAGAUGAACACUCAAAUUCAAUGGGCUUAUUUCUUCAGAAAACAAACAUUAUUCGAGAUUAUCUGGAGGAUAUUAAUGAAAUACCCAAGUCACGCAUGUUUUGGCCGCGCCAGAUCUGGAGUAAAUAUGUUAACAAACUCGAGGACUUGAAAUAUGAAGAAAACUCAGACAAGGCAGUGCAGUGUUUGAAUGACAUGGUCACUAAUUCUUUGCUACAUAUAGAAGACUGCUUGAAGUACAUGUCUGAUUUGAGAGAUCCUGCUAUAUUUAAGUUUUGCGCUAUCCCUCAGGUCAUGGCAAUUGGCACACUAGCACUAUGCUACAACAACAUUGAGGUCUUCAGAGGUGUGGUGAAAAUGAGGCGUGGUCUUACAGCAAAAAUCAUUGAUAAAACAAGAACGAUGGCUGACGUCUAUGCCGCUUUCUAUGAUUUUUCAUCCAUUAUAAAGUCCAAGGUUGACAAGAAGGAUCCCAAUGCAACAAAAACAUUGAGCAGGCUGGAAUCAGUGCAGAAAACAUGCAGGGAGUCUGGAGCACUAACCAACAGCAGGAAAUCAUAUAUAAUCAAGAGUGAGCAGAGUUUCAAUUCAGCUCUGAUUAUGGUGAUGAUUAUCAUAUUGGCCAUCAUUUACGCUUAUGUCUCUGCCAGCCCAAGAUUCUAAUUGUUUGCUUUCUCGAAGUCCCCAACACAAAUAGUUAGUUACAUAAAAAACAUGGUUCAUUCCAUGCGACUAAUGAUGUCUGUAAACAAUAAUGACAGUGCUGCUGCAGUUGUAUAUCCAAUAUAAAGUUGCUUGCAUUUAUUACUGUAGCUUUCAGCACCAUUUAGCAUAGUUAUUUAUUGUAAUAGAAGUGAGGUUUUGCUUUGUAUUUUUUUUCUUUUUCGAGUCAAGUAUUUGAUUGUGCAACAUGUCACGAAAUUAAACAGUUGCUUCCAUGUUGAAAUACAGCAAUGGUACAACAUCAGUAUAUCCAGCAUAGAGAUGCCGUGUUCAUAAUAUUCUUGUUGUGACCUGGGAAAGAUCAUCAAAAUCUGCUAUAUCAAAUUAUCAACUGAGUUUUAGAGAAUUGGCAUCAACUAAUAUCAGAUGUACUGUUGACAAGUGAGAUUUAAACCGAAGAUCUCUCGGGAUUUCUCAAGAAAUAAUUAGGCCACAGCUCACCAGAAGAAUAAUGCUCUAUAUUGGCACUGUAGAUGCCCCUGAAAGAAACCCACUUCAAACCACUUGGCCAGGAGGCUCAAGUGAUCCUUCUCUACCAUUAACAGCAUGUUUACCACUAUUUGUUUUUAAUUUGGACGACAUAAAAGAUAUUACAACACACUUCCCCUAAUACAGCCUAAUUGGAGUGAGUAAAAAAGAAGAGCUAGUAGCAGACCUGGGAAGGGACUGAAUGUACCAAAAAAUUCGAGCUAGUAACAAAAUGGCCUUCAUGCUUGAUAUUUGAUCUGUCUCCAAGACUUGACAAGAACCUUCUUAGCCAGGUGAUGAAUAU
Molecule: messenger RNA, 2267 nt
Organism: Fragaria vesca subsp. vesca
Lineage: Eukaryota; Viridiplantae; Streptophyta; Magnoliopsida; Rosales; Rosaceae
Product: squalene synthase-like
Exons: 14
Coding region: 194-1435 (413 amino acids)
Biological process (GO): farnesyl diphosphate metabolic process; lipid biosynthetic process
Cellular component (GO): endoplasmic reticulum membrane
Molecular function (GO): squalene synthase [NAD(P)H] activity
Source: RefSeq, a predicted model, not a curated record